GAGUUUACUCCUCUCUAGGCUUUGAAGCUUCAUGGGGGUGUUGACAUCCUGGUCGCCAAUGCUGCUGUCAACCCUUUCUUUGGAAACAUAAUGGAUGCCACUGAGGAGGUGUGGGACAAGAUCCUGGACAUUAAUGUGAAGUGCACAGCCCUGAUGACAAAGGCAGUGGUGCCAGAGAUGGAGAAACGAGGAGGCGGCUCAGUGGUGAUUGUGAGCUCCACAGCAGCCUACCACCCAUUUCCUGGCCUGGGCCCUUACAGUGUUAGUAAAACAGCCUUGCUCGGCCUCACCAGGAGCCUGGCCAUAGACCUGGCCGAAAGGAACAUUAGGGUGAACUGCCUGGCACCCGGACUCAUCAAGACCAAAUUCAGCCAUGUGUUGUGGAUGGACAAGGCAAGACAGGAAAGUAUAAAAGCAGCCCUGCAUAUAAGAAGGAUAGGCAAGCCAGAGGAGUGUGCAGGCAUGGUGUCUUUCCUGUGCUCUGAAGAUGCCAGCUACAUCUCUGGAGAGACAAUGGCGGUGGCUGGAGGGGCCCCUUGCCGCCUCUGAGGACAUGGAGAGAACCCACCAGCGCAGAGGCUGGGCUCCAACUCCUGGGUUCUGUUCCAGCAACCAUACACAAGCCUUUCCCACGUCUGCCUAUCAUAUUGUUCACCUUAUACCCCAUCCCCCUACCCCCAAAUCUAUUCUGCCUCCUGAAGAGACAGCCUUUUCUGCAGUCAACGUGUGAUCUUACUAGGACCGGCGCUCUUGCUGUUGCCCUGGAUAAAGGCUACCUCUGAGACCACAGGGCAGCCCUGCUCAGAAGGCUGAGUUUAUCUUGGCAAAGACCAACUAGUAUUUUUGUCUGGGCAUCUGGGGAGUUUGAGAGGAGAUGAGAGACAAGGGAUCUGGAAUGGAAGGAGCAGAGUUGGAAAUUAACAACUUGCAAAUGAGAUGCAAAUAAAAUGCAGAUGAUCGUGUUGCUUUGAA
Molecule: messenger RNA, 972 nt
Organism: Trichechus manatus latirostris (Florida manatee)
Lineage: Eukaryota; Metazoa; Chordata; Mammalia; Sirenia; Trichechidae
Product: dehydrogenase/reductase SDR family member 4-like
Exons: 6
Coding region: 91-549 (152 amino acids)
Biological process (GO): retinal metabolic process
Cellular component (GO): peroxisome
Molecular function (GO): carbonyl reductase (NADPH) activity
Source: RefSeq, a predicted model, not a curated record